This is a messenger RNA of Carica papaya (papaya), 2387 nucleotides long. RefSeq lists its product as uncharacterized. The record is from RefSeq and is a predicted model, not a curated record. Lineage: Eukaryota; Viridiplantae; Streptophyta; Magnoliopsida; Brassicales; Caricaceae.
AUGAAUGAUUAUUAAAAUAGUAUCAAGUACGAUCUGCUGCACCCAAUUCUUACCCGCGAAACUUCGCUUCUCUUGUCUCAUGGUUCGAACAGCAAAAAUCUAAAGCGAAAAGUCUGGAACAAAAGAAGGUAACGCAAAAAAUAAGGACAAGGAAGAAGGAGAACGGGUGCUGUUCGUGUAGAAGAGAGUUUUGGAAGGAGACAGAGACGAAGCGUUCCAGAAAAAAGAUGAAUCAGAGAAGACGAGGGGCGGCUAGACGUCGACGCUUUUGAUCGAAAAGCAGAGGGAAGAACUCGAGGCUGUUGCUGCGGAAAAGGAGGAACGGGACUGGAGGAGGGAAGCUUGGAUAUAGACUGUCGCGGAAAAACGGGGAGGGGGAAGAUAAAUUGGAAAUAAUAGAGGAGAGGCUGGGAAGAAGGGGAAAAUCAGAGAGAAAAGAAGAGAGAGAACCAGAGACAGGGACCAAGGGCGAGCAGGAAGAGAGAGAGGAGUGAACGUAAGUAGAGAACAUACAAGAAAACCUUUUUGUUUAUGAGAUAAUUCUGACUCUUUUCCGAGAGGCAAAUUUAUUGUUGCUCCAUUCGGAUCAAAGCUUGAUUGGAUUUGGACUCGGGAAAGAUGAUUGGCAGUGCUAGAGUACAUACCAGACUCUACCUCCUCCGUGCUGAACCUUCUAGUAGACAAGCUCCAAAUGUAGUAUAACCAUGCCCACAUUUACAGCUAUAGCUUUGGACAGGUUGUUGGAACCUGGGACUUCCAAAUCAGCCAGCAAGUCUACUCCUAAUUUGAGACCUCCACUCUCCAAACCCCCUAAUUCAAAGCUGGAGGAGGUAAGUAGUAAAUCUACUACAGAGAGGAAAGUACCUCGCCCUCAAAUAUCACCUGCCCUUUAUGCCACUCCCAAGACGACUCCGCUCCCUGAUUCACCAUCUUCAUUCCCUCCAUCUCCCUACAUUAUUAAUCACAAGCGGCGCGGGCCACGCCUUCUAAAGAGCUUUUCUGAGGAUGAUGUAUCUUCUUGGAAAAAAACUCAGAAUGAAGAAAAAGCUAAUGGGAGAACCGCAGAUACUGAAGCCAGGACUCCCAAUUUAACUAAGUCAAAUUCUGUUGUUUUCCCUAUUCCCGGGCCUAUCAUGGAAGAGCAUGUUAAUGAGAAUGAUGGACCUGUUCAACAGAUUGAUGCUAAUUGUACCAAUGUUUACCCUGUUGAAGAGGGAAAUUUGGAUGGAGCUGAUCAUUUAGAGCUUGCAAAAAGUCAAGUGGAGGUGGAAUGCAGCAGUAGGGGACCUGAAGCCAGCAAUGCAAGUUAUGGUUUUACAAAGGAAAAUGGCAUAAGAAAGCUUGUUCCAGUGGAUUCUUGUAGAGAAGUUGAAUCUGAAGAUUUCUAUGACCCCCAAGAAUCAAUAAGUGUCACAAGUAAUACAGAGGAAGAGGAUUAUGCUGGUAAUGAAAGUUCUACGAAGCUUGCUACACCAGUUGGAGAGUUUUAUGAUGCUUGGGAAGAGUUGUCCUCCGGAAGUGGACAGCAGGCUUCAUUUCGUGACAUUGAAGGGGAACUGUGUGAAAUAAGAUUGAGUUUAUUAAUUGAGAUAGAGAAGAGGAAGCAAGCAGAGGAAGCUUUGAUCCACCUGCGAAGUCAUUGGGAGAGUAUGAGGCAGCAGUUAGCUAGCCGUGGAUUGAUAAUUCCUGCAGAUCCCACUGUUGCAGCUGAGGGCGGGCAGGUGGAUAUUGAUGCUGCGGAAGAGUUGUCACUGCAGCUUCAUGUUGCUCGAUUUGUGUCAGAUUCUAUUGGCAGGGGCAUCGCAAAGGCUGAGCUGGGGAUGGAGAUGGAAUCUCAGAUUGAAUCAAAGAACUUCGAAAUUGCACGAUUGUUAGACCGACUUCACUAUUAUGAGGCUGUAAAUCGAGAAAUGUCGCACAGGAACCAGGAAGCCGUAGAGAUGUCUAGGCGGGAGAGGCAAAGAAGGAAAAGAAGACAGAGGUGGGUUUGGGGUUCAAUUGCUGCCAUAAUUACUCUUGGGACUGCAGCCUUGGCAUGGACUUAUCUCCCUGCUGCAAAAGGAUCUUCCUCCCCUGCUGACUCUCAAUUUGCCGAGCAUGACAAUGCAGAUAAAUGAUGACUGCUGAUCAAUUGGGAUUGUGAUGGCAGGAUCAUGAAGUAGGGAAAGACACAAAAAUAAAAGGCUUGGAUGUAUCAACCAUGUGAAUAGAAAUCUCUUUGCUCGUAUCUGUUCAAAGGACAUAUCAUGCUACCAAAGAUAAUUUAGGCAUCUCUAGUUGUGGCUUGCACCUUUUCUGGCAAUUUUGGAGGUGCUGAAUGCUGAAUAAAUCCUGAAUUUUCAAUGUUGUAGCUUUCGGGAGCACUUCAUGCGUGUCCUUUUUAUGCA